AAAAAAACGGGAUUGCCUAUUACUACCCAAAAGGCAUUUAUUACGUUAUGGACUACUUCAAAAACAAAUACAAUAACCCUUUGAUCUAUAUCACUGAGAACGGAUUUAGUACUCCCGGUGAAGAAACCCGUUGUAAAGCUGUUGCUGAUUCCAAGCGGAUCGAUUAUCUCUGCAGUCACCUAUGUUUUCUACGCAAGGUCAUCAAGGAGAAGGGUGUCAACAUAAAAGGAUACUUUGCAUGGGCUCUUGGAGAUAAUUAUGAAUUCUGCAAAGGUUUUACCGUCAGAUUCGGACUUAGUUACGUUAACUGGACAAACCUCGAUGAUAGAAAUCUCAAAGAAUCUGGCAAAUGGUACCAAAGCUUUAUUAACGGUACCACUAAGAACCCUGCCAAACAAGAUUUCCGCCGCCCAAACCUCUCCCUCCGCAACCAGAAGAAGAACCUCGCAGAUGCAUGAAACACUUUAUCCCACCUUCAUGAUCAUCUUCAUAUCUCUACUACUUGCUUCAUAAUAAGGAGUUUGUUCUAUCUAUAUUGUACUACAUAAAUAUUCCAAUAAAAGAUGAUCAUUUACUAAUGAAUAUUUUCGUUUGAGUUCAA
Messenger RNA from Brassica oleracea var. oleracea, 601 nucleotides. RefSeq names its product myrosinase-like. Gene Ontology annotation, biological process: carbohydrate metabolic process. NCBI's taxonomy places the organism in Eukaryota, Viridiplantae, Streptophyta, Magnoliopsida, Brassicales, Brassicaceae. Gene Ontology annotation, molecular function: beta-glucosidase activity. The record is from RefSeq and is a predicted model, not a curated record.